Molecule: messenger RNA, 2919 nt
Organism: Colletotrichum phormii
Lineage: Eukaryota; Fungi; Ascomycota; Sordariomycetes; Glomerellales; Glomerellaceae
Product: amidase signature domain-containing protein
Exons: 7
Coding region: 1-2919 (972 amino acids)
Biological process (GO): regulation of DNA-templated transcription
Molecular function (GO): zinc ion binding; DNA-binding transcription factor activity, RNA polymerase II-specific
Source: RefSeq, a predicted model, not a curated record
AUGGGCUCACUUGCACCGGCUUCGUGGGAACUCAAGGCCGACAAGCUAAGGAAGAUCCUCGAAGACUCUCUCAACCCGAAAUGGCUCUUGGCCCCGGAAGACCUGCCUCCCCCAAGCCAGCUGAACAUCUCCAAGUUCAUUGACACAUGCAAGCUAUUGACCCCACGGGAGCAGGAGAUCACAGCAUGCAACGGCACCGAGCUAGUCAGCCAGAUGGCCGCUGGCAAGCUUACCGCCGUUGAGACAGUGACGGCCUUCCUCAAGCGCGCUCAUGUGGCUCAUCAGCUGACCAACUUCGCGACCGAGUUCCUGGUCGAUGACGCGUUAGCUACUGCUGCGAAGCUUGAUGCUCAAUUUAAGGAGACUGGAAAGAUUGUUGGGCCGCUACACGGUCUGCCAAUAUCCAUCAAAGAGCAUAUCGGACUCAAAGGCAAAAUUGUGCAUUCGGCCUACGUGGCUUGGGCUGACAACAUUGCCCAAGAAGACGCUCUAGUCCUUCGGCUGGCUGCUAAGGCUGGGGCUGUCUUCCAUGUCCGCACAAACGUGCCGCAGAGUUGCAUGCACCUCGACUGCAGCAAUCCCAUCUACGGCACAACGGUCAACCCCUACAAUCGCAACCUCACAUCGGGCGGCUCCAGCGGUGGCGAAGGAGCGUGCCUCGGGCUCCGUGGCUCUGUCUUGGGACUCGGAACCGAUAUCGGGGGUUCUGUGCGUGGGCCAGCGGCCUUCUGCGGCUGCUAUGGCCUUCGCACGACGGCUCUGCGCAAUCCUUACAAGGGUAUCUGCCUACCAGGCCUAGGCCAAGAGAGCAUCAAGUGUAUCUUAGGCCCGUUGGCGAACAGCAUUUCCGACAUUCAGCUUUUCGAAGAUAUUGUCCUCAACCAAGAGCCUUGGGACGAAGAAACAGCUUUGGUUCCUUUGCCUUGGAAGAAGAUGGAGCCGUACCAGCCAGGUCAGUUCACCAAUGGUCCAUCCCCACCCCCAGUCAUCCGUGGCCUCAAGCACGCCAUCGACAAGCUCAAGACAGCUGGGGUGAAAGUCGUAGACUUUGAGCCGUACAAGCACAGUGAAGGCGCGGAGAUAAUUGAGCUUCUUUACUUCCCAGACGCGGCUGAGACACAGAAGGAAGUCCUUGCACAAGGAGGCGAGCCAGUAGCACCAUUAACGGAGUGGGCGUUCCAAUACUCAAAGCCGGAGCCGCUCACCAUCAGAGAAAACUGGGAACUGAAUCUACGAAGAGAAGCUUUCCGUGAAGAGUAUCACAAGACGAUGAAAGAUCGCGGCGUCGAUUUCAUCCUGUGCCCCGCCUAUGUAGGUGUUGCUGCGAAAUGUGGCACACCUCAAUACUGGCAUUACACGACAAUUUGGAAUAUCCUUGACCAGCCAAGCAUUACCUUCCCGACUGGUCUUCAUGUCGAUCCUGCUGUUGACGUGGUUGAUAAAGACUACAAGCCACGCUCAGACACCGACGAGAGAGAGUAUAAGAAAUGCAGAAAGCGUAGAGUGAAAUGCAGCGAGGAAAAGCCGACAUGUCGAAACUGCGUUGCUUCAAGUCGCGGGUGUUUAUGGCCAUCUUCCAACGACAUGUACGACAGACGUCAUCGCUCUCGUCGAUCUUGCUCCGAUGAUAGGACCCUGCCAUCGCCGUCUCCACGCAGCGAAGACUCCAUCAUCGCUUUGGAGCUAAGAGAGUCACCGGAUCUCGAACAGGAGCUUACUCACCACUAUUUCAACGUUUUUCUCUCAGUACUGUUACUCCCCACAGUCAGGGAGAGUGACUUGGAAGGCUAUGGGUCGCAGGUGAUGAGUAUGAUGCAUCGCUCGGAAAGCGUCAAGUGCGCCGUCCUGGCUGCAUGCGCCUCCAAUAAGUACAUGCUUCUGAGGUCAAGGAAGUAUCAUGACGCGGGAUUGGGUUACUAUUUCCGCGCCGUGGAACUGGUCAACCGAGCUCUUCAUGACUUGGGUGCAACCGCCAAGGGCCCGGACGAUCCCCUACUGACCACUGUUGUAUAUCUCUACUUAUAUGAUAUGUGGGGGCCGCCCGACGAGACUCUGGACGCAAGAAAGCAUGUCGACGGCGCCAUGAAUCUGCUUAAGCUCCGAUAUGAGGACACUGGCUCACCCAUGUCGAUGUCGCGCCCAUUACAUCGAAUCAAUACCGAGAGCGUGCUUUAUCAAGCAUUUCUGCUUGCAAUGAGAAAGCCAUUCGCGCCCAACUUCCAUGUGGAUGAACAGUUCCUAGAUCGAUCUGAACAUGUCCUGAACGCAAGGAAGCUCAUCGACAUAUUAUCCGAAGAUGAUAGCCCUGUAUUAGGCUUACCAUUGCCACUGUACCGUCUGAUAAUAGACCUCAUUGACUUUCUCAACUCACCCAAGCAUCCCACUGAGGCUUUCCUUACCCAGAUGAGAGAAGAGAUUGAUACAUGGGAAGGCUUUGUCUUGGUCGAAGAUACAGCAGCCAAGUGCCCUCCGUCCAUGACAAGCUUUCACAAAGAUGCUGCAACACUUUUUGUUUUAGGCGCGUCACUACUGCUAGACUACAUCUCGGAGUCCUCUUCUUCUAUGUCCUCGUCAGCGACUCAGGACCCAAACAUUUCUCACGUCAGCUGGAGCCCACCGCAAGAGAUAUCAAACGUUCCUAGGUGGCAAGUGCAACGUGCAUUUGAGAUUCUUCGCCGACCAGCUGCGUACGAAACUUGGACUCGAUGCUUCUUGGGAGCUUGGCCGAUGUUGAUCCUGGGGUACUCCGUUACCUCAUCCGAGGACAUCUCACUGAUUCGACGUGUUUUGAAGCAGAUGGUAGAGCGCAUGGGGUACGGAGAGAUUCAAAGGAUCCUCGACGACCUGGAAGCAGUAUGGACUAUGUGCAACAAGAAUGGACGACGAGUAAUCUCAGGCACUUCCGCGGCCACUCAAUGA